GCGGGAGGCUGUGGAGCUCAGAGGCUACGGACGCCCUCCGGCUCCGCGUCCCAUCCGGCCUCAGCUCCAACCCCGCCAGCCCACCGAGAUUAGGAAGUGGCUGCCUGAACUAUUAAUAUUUCCCAAAAGAUACACGUUACAAAUCAUUGAAUACAGCCGCUCACCAAGAAGAUCCUAUUGAUUUGCGGGGAACACAACUUCCAGCAGCCACAAGGGAUGGUGCUACUCAGGUGCCAACUGAAACAAGUACCUCCACAGAAGGUUUCUUGUAGGUUCUAUGCUGGGAUGGGGAAACUACAAAGCAAACUCAAACAUGGCACUUAUAAAUACAGCAGGCCUGAUGGAAUUAUAGAAGAGAGAAUUCAAACUAAAGCUUUUCAAGAGUAUAGCCCAGCUCAUGUGGAUACCGUCUCUGCUGUUGCUGCUCUGAACUCAGACCUUUGUGUCUCCGGAGGAAAAGAUAAGACAGUUGUGGCCUAUAAUUGGAAAACUGGAAAUGUGGUGAAAAGAUUCAAAGGACAUGAACGUGAAAUCACCAAGGUAGCCUGUCUUCCCAAAUCAAACCAGUUCUUCAGUGCCUCUCGGGACAGGAUGGUCAUGAUGUGGGACUUGCAUGGUUCCUCACAACCAAGGCAGCAGUUGUCUGGCCAUGCCAUGGUGGUCACUGGAUUGGCUGUGGGUCCAGACUUCUCACAGCUGUGCACUGGCUCUCGGGACAACACCCUGCUUCUGUGGGAUGUGGGGACUGGACAGUGUGUGGAGAGAGCGUCUGUCUCCAGGAACGUGGUCACUCACCUGUGCUGGGUUCCCAGAGAGCCAUAUAUACUACAGACCUCUGAGGAUAAAACCGUCAGAUUAUGGGACAGUCGGGGGCUGCAGAUAGCUCAUGUGUUUCCCGCAAAGCAGCACAUUCAGACCUACUGUGAAGUCAGCGUGGAUGGACAUAAGUGUGUCUCCUGCAGCAGCGGCUUUGGAGGCGAAGGCUGUGAGGCCACGUUGUGGGAUCUAAGACAGACACGGAAAAGAAUAUGUGAAUAUAAAGGGCAUUUCCAGACCGUUGCAUCCUGUGUCUUCCUACCAAGAGCAUUGGCCUUGAUGCCUGUAAUUGCUACCUCAUCACAUGAUUGCAAGGUGAAGAUUUGGAACCAAGAUACUGGAGCCUGCCUUUUCACCUUGUCUCUGGAUGGAUCUGGACCUUUGACUUCCCUGGCUGUUGGUGACACCAACUCCUUAUUGUGUGCAAGUUUCAACAGAGGAAUUCACUUACUCAGAGUGGACCACAGCCAAGGGCUGGAACUGCGGGAAGUGGCAGCAUUCUGAGACCAAGAGACACUCACCGGACAAUAUCAAACUGUGGCCCUUC
Molecule: messenger RNA, 1363 nt
Organism: Lemur catta (Ring-tailed lemur)
Lineage: Eukaryota; Metazoa; Chordata; Mammalia; Primates; Lemuridae
Gene: WDR31
Product: WD repeat domain 31
Exons: 11
Coding region: 217-1320 (367 amino acids)
Molecular function (GO): protein binding
Source: RefSeq, a predicted model, not a curated record